Leptomonas pyrrhocoris is the source of this 954-nucleotide messenger RNA. RefSeq lists its product as hypothetical. The coding region runs from base 109 to 954 and encodes 281 amino acids. The transcript has a single exon. Lineage: Eukaryota; Euglenozoa; Kinetoplastea; Trypanosomatida; Trypanosomatidae. The record is from RefSeq and is a predicted model, not a curated record.
AGCCACACCUCGAAUAGCAAUAAGAAUUGGAAGCCUACAAGCAGUUACCUUUUUUCCCUUUCCUCUUUCAUUGAAUAGCGUAUUCAUUAAAGACCCGGCAAAGUGAAGAUGGCCACUCCUGCGUCUUCAGCUUCCUCCUCCGCGUCUGGCUCGUCAAUUCGUCAGCGCAUGCCAGACGGCAUCGCCGCAGCCUUCGCAGAAUUCUUCCAAAAGGCCGAGGACGACGACGUCGUGUGCGCCUUCGGUCCAGAUUACUUCCGCGGCGCCUCCGUCGGCGCCUUCGGUGGUUGCCUCUUCACGACUUCGCUGUGCUGGUACACGUUCCGCCUGCUCAAGGCCGAUCAGCGCGAGGUAGACUUCCUGGCUGGCCUGCGCCGCGGCCAGCGCAACCGCCACUUUUCCGCGUGGACCAUUCUACGCGGGCUUCGCACGCAGCCGAUGCUGACGGUCGGCUGCUUGGCACUGGCUGCUACAUCGACGAUGAAGUGCGUGAAGUGCUACCUGGCGAGUCGACGCUGCCGCGAGUUCUACCACGACGACAUGGAGUUCGCGAUGCUGCAGGCGCAAAGCGACGACGAUCCGAAGGCGGCGGCGCUGCUGGAGGCGAUGAAGCGGGAGGCGGUGACGGUGCGCACGCAGAUUUCGCCGUUGGCGGUGAAGAGCGCUGCGGUGUCGGAGCUGCACAAAAUGCCCCCCUCUUCUUCUUCUGUUGUUUCCUCUCCUGUGGAAGUUGAAGCGGCAUCCGUAUCGUCUCCCAGCGCCGGGGCGUCGGUGCAGGAGCUGUUGAAGGCCCACGGCGCGGAGAAACCGAAUAUUUACCCGUCGAAGCUCAUUCACCGCUGUCCCACCUUCGCGGACGGCGUCGCCGUGGCACUUUUGGGCUCGGUGAUGGACUGCUAUCUGCCGCAGAAGUCGGUGCAGAAGUACUACAACAUGCACGUUGGUCUGUGGUAA